This is a messenger RNA of Aureobasidium subglaciale EXF-2481, 1839 nucleotides long. RefSeq lists its product as uncharacterized. The record is from RefSeq and is a predicted model, not a curated record. Gene Ontology annotation, biological process: ergosterol biosynthetic process; acetyl-CoA metabolic process. The coding region runs from base 236 to 1741 and encodes 501 amino acids. Lineage: Eukaryota; Fungi; Ascomycota; Dothideomycetes; Dothideales; Saccotheciaceae. The transcript is spliced from 4 exons. Gene Ontology annotation, molecular function: hydroxymethylglutaryl-CoA synthase activity.
GUUAAGAGUUUCCACGACAUGAGAAAUCGCUCGAACUACGCAUGUCCAGGGUCUCAGAUCUCUGGGGGAGAAGCACGUUACUGGGAAAUUCCUGCGGCCGAAAGCGGUAAUGUCCGGUGCUGCGCGAUAGCAGACCAGGCCUUUGGCAGGAUCCAGCUCCAUUAACUGACGCUCGACUAUAUGGAACCUUUUCGUCCGUGAACCAAGCAGUCAGCUCACCCAUCUACAGCCAAUCAUGUCUGAUGGACCAAACUGGACAGGAGCCCAUAUCCAAUGGCCAGCGAAUGUUGGAAUCAAGGGCAUCGAGAUAUAUUUUCCGUCUAAGUAUGUUGACCAGACAGAUCUGGAAGCACAUGACGGCAUCAGCGCCGGAAAAUAUACUAUCGGUCUUGGCCAGAAGCAAAUGAGUUUUUGCGACGACAGAGAAGACAUAUACUCAUUCAGUCUCACCGUGGUAUCUUCGUUGAUCAGAAAAUACGAUAUUCAGCCAGCAUCCAUUGGAAGGCUUGAAGUCGGCACCGAAACGCUACUUGACAAGUCGAAGUCUGUAAAAUCUGUCUUGAUGCAACUUUUUGAAGAGUCUGGCAAUACCGAUGUUGAAGGUGUCGACACGAUAAACGCUUGUUAUGGCGGCACAAACGCCUUCUUCAAUGCUGUGCAAUGGAUCGAAUCAAGCCACUGGGACGGCAGAGAUGCCAUUGUCGUAGCCGGAGACAUUGCAAUUUACGACAAGGGACCUGCUCGCCCUACAGGAGGUGCUGGUGCUGUUGCUCUCUGGAUCGGUCCCAAUGCACCUAUCGUGUGCGAAUCUGGUCGUCGAGGAUCGUACAUGCAGCAUGCAUACGACUUUUACAAGCCAAACUUCAAAGCUGAGUAUCCGGUCGUCGAUGGCCAUCUCUCGAUUGACUGCUACUUCAAAGCCCUCGAUGCUUGCUACUCUGCAUACACAGCACGAGCAGCAGCAAUGGACAAACGAGUGGCGCAUGUUCAGAGCGCCUACGUCAAUGCCGAGUCAAACCGAGGCAAGCAACAUAAGGGGAUAACUUCACCUCCUAGUCCUCCGGACGAAGCCGAUGCACUUGCUCUGGUCGAGAACCAUAAGCCACAAGUCUCAACACUCCAGAAGUUUGAUCUCAUGUGUUUCCAUUCGCCAAACUGCAAGCUCGUGGCAAAAUCAUUUGCACGCCUCAACUUCCUGGACUUCAAACAUGGCCAAGAGCACGAUACCCUGGAAGAUUUGCGCAACAACUUUGACCCUCUCACUAUCGCAGAUCCCACCAAAGAUAAAGUGGUUGAGAGCGCCUUCAUGAAGUCAAGUGCAGAUCUGUUCUCCGCAAAGGUCGAUUCGAGCUUGCUUCUCGCGCGAUCGUGUGGUAACAUGUAUACCGCAAGCUUGUUCGGAGGUUUAGCCAGCUUGAUCGCGUCAAGAGACAGUGAGAGUCUCCUGACCAAACGUAUUGGUAUGUUUUCAUAUGGCUCUGGGCUCGCAAGUUCGAUGUUCUCGCUUCGCAUUGUCGGGGAUACGCAGAACAUGCGGGAAGCAAUGAAUCUUGACUCUCGGCUCGCGGCGAGAAUUAGAUGCACUCCUACCGAGUUUGAGAAUGCUUUGGCUCUGAGAGAAGAUGCGUAUGGAAAGUCGGACCGGGCUCCAAUUGGGGAUCGCAAAGCUCUGGUGCCUGGGACUUGGUAUCUCAAUAAUGUUGAUCAACUCUAUCGUAGAAGCUAUGAGGUAGCCGCUUGAGGAAGUAGAAUGGGGCAUUUCAUAGCUAGUGUAUGUUGUCAACCAAGGUUCCCUUAAUCUUCUCAGAGCGUCCGAUGUAUCCAAACUCGAAUACACUG